Messenger RNA from Lemur catta (Ring-tailed lemur), 2964 nucleotides. Its product is annotated as NACHT, LRR and PYD domains-containing protein 7-like. Lineage: Eukaryota; Metazoa; Chordata; Mammalia; Primates; Lemuridae. Bases 11 to 2917 code for a protein of 968 amino acids. Gene Ontology annotation, molecular function: protein binding; ATP hydrolysis activity. Gene Ontology annotation, biological process: regulation of inflammatory response. Gene Ontology annotation, cellular component: cytoplasm. The transcript has 9 exons. The record is from RefSeq and is a predicted model, not a curated record.
CUUGGGCGCUAUGGCAUCUCUGCAGCCAGAGUUUAGCCUGGAAACCCUACUGGAUCAGCUGAACGAGGAUGAAUUAAGGAGGUUCAAAUCUCUAUUAAAGGAUCUUCCCCUACAAGGUAAGCUAAGGAAUACCCCAUGGUCCAAGGUAGAAGAGGCCGACGGCAAGAAACUGGCAGAAAUUCUGAUCGACAAAUCCCCAAAAUAUUGGAUAAGGAGUGUGACCGUGAACAUCUUGGAGAAGAUGAAUCUCACAGAAUUGUCUAAGAAGGCGAAAGCUCAAAUCCCGGAGGAUGCCCCGGAGCAAGGAAUAGAAGAUGGCUUAAAGCUGGGAGACACAGAGGAAGACUUGGAUGUAGAAAAGCCAGGUAAAAAAGGGGGACAUAGAAAUGCGUUGGAGAAACCUCCUUUGGUCUGGAACAAUAAAUUUUGGCGGGGAGACAGUGACCAUUUCCUUGAUGAUGUCACUCAGAGAAGCCAGAAGUUCGUACCAUUCUUGCAUUCCAAGACCCGCACACAGCCAAUACCACACACGGUGGUGCUCCAGGGCCCCGCAGGUGUCGGGAAAACUACACUGGCCAGGAAAUUGAUGCUGGACUGGACAGAAGACAACCUCAAUCAGAUGUACAGAUACGCCUUCUACUUCAGCUGCAAGGAGCUCAACCACAUGGGCACAUGCAGCUUUGCAGAGCUGAUCUCCAAGGACUGGCCCGAAGGGCAGGACGAUGUCCCUGAGGUCCUUGCCCAAGCACAGAAGAUCCUGUUCGUCAUCGAUGGUUUUGAAGAGCUGAAAGUCCCCGAGGGGGCCCUGAUCCAAGAUAUCUGUGGCGACUGGGAGGAGCAGAAGCCAGUGCCCAUCCUCCUGGGCAGCUUGCUGAAGAGGAAGAUGUCACCCAAGGCCACGUUACUGGUCACCACGCGGCCCGAGGCCCUGAGGGAUCUCCGGCUCCUGGUGGAACAGCCCCUCUUCCUAGAGAUCGAGGGCUUCCUGGAGCAGGACAGGAAAGCCUACUUCUUGAAACACUUUGAAGAUGAGGAGGAAGCCCUGCGAGCUUUCGACUUGAUGAGGAGCAACGAGGCCUUGUUCCGCAUGGGCGCGGCGCCCGCGGUGUGCCGGAUCGUCUGCACCUGUCUGAAGCUUCAGAUGGAGAAGGGGCAGGACCCGGCCCCCACCUGCCUGACCACCACGUCGCUGUUCCUGCAUUUCCUCUGUGGCCAGUUCAUGCCGGCGCCCGGUGACUGCCCCAACCACAACCUGCGAGGCCCACUGAGGACUCUGUGCUUCCUGGCUGUCCAGGGCACGUGGACACAGAUGUGUGUGUUUGACGAGGAAGACCUCAGGAGCCUCGGGGUGCAGGAGGCCGACCUGUCUCCUUUCCUGGACAAGGGCAUCCUGCAGAAGGACAGGGACUGCGAAGGCUGCUACUCCUUCCUCCACCUCAGCCUCCAGCAGUUCCUGGCUGCCACGUUCUACAUCCUGGAGACGGAGGAGGAGGAUGCCCGGGAGAGCCACACGCGGGACAUCGGGGACGUGCAGAAGCUGUUCUCCAAGGAGGAGAGACUGAAGAACCCCAGCCUGACCCAAGUGGGCUACUUCUUAUUCGGCCUCUCGAAUGAGAAGAGAGCCCAGGAGUUGGAGAUGACUUUUGGCUGCCGAGUGUCACUGAAGAUCAAACCGGAAUUACUGAAACACAAAGCAAACCUCAAUGAGAAUAAACCCCUCUCGGAGACGGACACGAAGGAGUUUCUGUACUGCCUCUACGAGUCUCAAGAUGAGGGGCUGGUGAAGGACGCCAUGGCCCACUUCAAGGAAGUUUCUGUUCACGUGACAGAUACAUUUGAGAUGAUGUACUCUUUCUUCUGCCUCAAGCAUUGUCAAAACGUACAGAGAAUCUCGCUGCAGGUAGCAAAGGGGAUAUUCCUAGAGAAUGAUCAUUCGUUGGAACCACAUGCUCAUAAGUGCUCUUGUCUGUUCCUUCCUAGUUGUGCUGAGCAUGACCGUCACUCUCUUCAGCUCUGGAGGGAUUUCUGCUCUGUGGUCAGCUCAGAUUCCUGUCUGAGCUAUCUGGAUAUGAGUGAAAGUUUCCUGAGUGACUCUUCUGUGAGGAUUCUCUGUGACCAUAUAACCCGUUUCUCCUGUCAUCUGCAGGAUGUGGUGAUUAGAAACGUCACCCCUGACAGCGCUUACCGGGAUUUCUGUCUGGCUUUCAUUGGUAAGAAGUCCUUGACUCGCCUGACCCUGGAAGGCCCUGUCCAGGGAGAUGAGAUGACACUGACGAUGCUGUGUGAGAUCCUCAGAAACAAGCAGUGCAAGCUGAAGCAUCUGAGGUUGGGAUUUCAUUCUAUUACCGCUCAGCAAUGGGAUGAUCUCUCCUUGGCCCUCAAAAUCAACCAUUCGUUGACAUGCCUGGACCUCUCAGCCAACGAGCUCCUGGACGAGGGUGUCAAGUUGCUGCACACGACUUUGAAAGACCCAAAGUGCUUCCUGCAGAGGCUGUCGUUGGAGGACUGUCACCUUACGGAAGCCUGUUGCAAGACACUUGCUUCUGUUCUGGUGGUCAACCAGAAGCUGAGGUACCUGUGCUUGGCCAAGAACGACCUCGGGGAUAGUGGAGUGAAAAUUCUGUGCGAGGGCUUGAGUUACCCUGAUUGCAAACUAGAGACCCUGGUGUUACGGCAAUGCAACAUAACUAGACGCGGCUGCGAACAUCUCUCAAAGCUACUCCAAGAAUACUCCAGCCUGACAAACUUGGACCUGGGUCUCAAUACCAUAACUACUGGAUUGUGGUUUCUCUGUGAGGCCUUAAAGAAUCCAAAUUCUAACCUAAAAUGCCUGGGGAUCUUGCAUCUGCUCUCAUUAGCAACCAGAAGCUGGAAACUCUGGACCUGGGCCAGAAUAAUUUGGGGAAUAGUGGAGUAACUGUGCUCUUUGAGGCUUUAAAACAAAAGAAUGGACCCUUGAAGACA